Prorocentrum cordatum is the source of this 192-nucleotide messenger RNA. NCBI's taxonomy places the organism in Eukaryota, Dinophyceae, Prorocentrales, Prorocentraceae. The record is from the annotation of a GenBank genome assembly.
UUCGAUGACAAACGGGCGGGCGUCGAGGUGCCUGUGCUGAAGGGGCGCAUGCCGGCCAGCGCGAUGGGCUGGCAUUGGGUCGGCGCGGAGCGGCUGUUUGCCGACAGAUUCACCAAGCUGGCCGCUCGACAGUUACUGGCCGACCGUCUGAGGACCAGAACAGUCAGUUUGACGUUCGACCAGAAUUUUCAG